Bacillus rossius redtenbacheri is the source of this 4091-nucleotide messenger RNA. Its product is annotated as ribonuclease H2 subunit B. The transcript has 7 exons. NCBI's taxonomy places the organism in Eukaryota, Metazoa, Arthropoda, Insecta, Phasmatodea, Bacillidae. Gene Ontology annotation, cellular component: ribonuclease H2 complex; nucleoplasm. Gene Ontology annotation, biological process: RNA catabolic process. The record is from RefSeq and is a predicted model, not a curated record. The coding region runs from base 378 to 1352 and encodes 324 amino acids.
AGUUUUUGAUCUAAUAUUUUUUUACAGUGUUGGUGUUCCGUAGGUUAUUGCCGUUAAACAACAAAUUUGUAUUUUUCUAAAAUUCUUGAAUAUAGUCGGUCUCAUUGAUGGCUUCAGACCGUAUUUCAGUGUUACGUAUAGUUAUAUGGGCUAAUAAAUUUCAAUCAUAACUAUAAGGUCAUUCAAUAAAUCCAAAACUCAAAAUGAUAAAUUACGGCUAUUGAUUGAUGGUGUUAAUAUGUUGAUGUUGGCUAGCCUGUUCCAUCAAACACAACUCUCUCAUCAUUUGAGAGGCGACUGCGAUUUCUCAAUCUGGACUGGGCAAUGGCUGCUGGAUAGUUUUGUUGUAAUUUAAUAAGUCGUGCUACAGUUUCAUUAUGCCAAGGAUAAAAGCAUCGCCGAAGAAAUGCAUUAAAACGACUCACUCGAAUUCUCAGCAGUCUUCGAACACAUGGGUUUUUCUCGUUAAAGGCGAUGCCCUGGACGUGCCGGAGGGGUACGCGGGGACAGGGACGCCCGACGUGGUGCAGCUGCGCCACCCGCAGACGGGGCAGCCCGCGAUGUUCCUCUUCAGUCCCGGGGACGGCAUGGUGCAGGAGGUGCUCACCUUCUCCGAGAACAGAAGGUCGUGGUUCAUCGAGGAGACGGUCAAGUCGGACGGCAAGAUGCACCUGUCGACCCCGAUCGACCCCAUCUUCCUGGUGCUGCCGUACCUGAGGAAGGCGGGCCAGGCGGUGCCCCUGGACCAGCUGCUGACGGACGAGGAGUUCCCGGAGACGGAGCGGCUGCUGCGCUCCGCGGGGCUCAAGCACCUGGCUCAGGUCGCCGACCGCAAAGGGGACGAGGAGCUGAACGCGUACAAGUACAACGAGGAGAAGACGCUGAGCUGGCUGCAGCGCAAGGCGGAGCGCGUGGCCGAGGUGCUCAAGCAGAAGGGCGUGCACGUGUCGGGGGGAGCCGUGUCGGCCAGCUUCGUCAAGAGCGGCAAGCAGGACGUUGACGCUGAGCUGUACCUGAAGUACGCGCACGGCAUCGUGUCGGACUACCUGAUGGAGGACCUGAGCGCGAAGCUGGCGCGGCAGCUGGGCUUCCCCGAGGAGGCGCCGCGCGACGGCAAGCGCAAGCUGGGGGCCACGGCCGCCUCUCCGCCCCCGCCACUGCCCGUGCCCGUGUCCGUGCCGAGCACCGCCCCGGAGCCGAAGAAGCCGCGCGCCGACGACGUCAGCAACGGCGGCGUGCUGGACCUCACCAAGCCCGAGAAGGCAGUGAAGCCUGUUUCCUCUAAAGAGAAGGCCCGGGCAAAGUCCGCAUCGGGCUCCAAGCACCUGUCGUCGUACUUCAAGAAGAAAUAAUGGGCGGCGGACGCAGUGCGACGACCGCUCCUCGUCCUGAAGUGUGCAGCGACGUCGCGACGUGAACUGGACUCGUGUAGCAUUUCACUGUUGUCCACCGGGGGGGCCUCGUGGCAGUCGCGUGCUGUUGGCUGGCCGCUAGGGGUGUGCGAGUAGUCCAUGCACAUGCAGCAGAGAGGUUCGGGUAGCAAGGCAACAUCUGCUGUUCCUUGAAACUUAAUUUGAAAGAAACCAGACACCACGGUGUCUGGAUGUUUUUUUCUUAAAUGUGGUUUAAGAAAUUAUGGAAUGCUAACUGAACUAUAAUAGUUGCUAGUAAAGAAGUAAAGUAGUCUGCUUUUUUUUUUGUUUGUUUGUUUGUUUGUUUUGUUUCAAACUUCUAGAACUUUACUCUCCAUCACUUUUUUUCUGUUUUUAUAUUUUUAAUAAACACAAUGGAGGAUAGGCCUAUCUAGCUGACUACAUGCAUAUUUAAAGAUUACGUCUGUAUCCGUGUACUGUACCAAGUUUUCAUAGAUUUUUCUUAUAAUCAAUAAAACUACUAAAAAAGCUAUGGUCACUUAAUGGCAUUUUUCACGCAGUAGCGAAUCACGUACAACUUUUCACCGUAAAGACGAGAUGAAAAUAUUGAAGAUUUUAUUAUCGUUGUUCUGUUCGUUUACCAAGAUACCAAAUGGUUAAAGAAAUAAAUAGCUUGAAAAUGGGAAAUUAAAUUCUUUGCUACCUCAAACAGUGGUGAUGGACAAACCUCCCUUAUUAACUGUGAUAAUAAAAAGAAAUACAGUAAAGGUUAUACUCAAAUGUUGUAAAAGUUAAUUUUAAAAUUUUACAAAGGAUUGCAAACUUUCAUCAAAAAUUUUGUAGAUGUUGGCACUCUUGCUAAUGUUCCAAUUCUUUUGGAAAUGGCUCCGUGUUUAUUUACUACAGUCCAGUAACCGCGGCAUGUGGAUUUAAUUAAGACAAAUAAUUUGAAUUUAUUGGAAUAAAUGUUUUAAACAUGCAUUGUGGUACACAUUAAUAUAUUGAUGGAUUAGAAACUACAACAUUGAAAUUAUGUUCAAAACAAAUUGCUUUAAGCAAAUGGAAAAUAACCAGAUGUGCUUGUAAAUAUUCACAAUUUUUAUUUUUGAUAUUCGACCGCUGAAUGCAAAUAGAAUAUUAAUUGCUAUUCGCAACUAUUCUUGUUAGCAAAUAUUCUCACACCCCUAGUUGACAUAAUACAUGUUUUUAGUCUGAGGUCCUGAAUUUGUGCUUUUUUUGUGUAUUUAAUUUCAAGUGGUGGUUUUACAACUUCGCAAACAUAAUAACAAUUAAGAAAUUUCACUGCAGAUGUAACCAUCAUGGAAAAGUCACUUUGUUUACUGACAUUGUGACAAAAAUUGACUUGUGUGUGUUGAAUUACUGGAAUAAAUAGUGUUGAUGCUAGACACAAAUGUGGUUGUUUGAGCUGCGUGUAGCAAUGUUGCUAGUUCUUGGAAAAGCAGCUGUGAGCGAGGGGCAGGAAUUAGUGCUCACUCUAGACCACACUGUUGGUUAAUGACAAGUGUGCUCUGCAUCACCAAUCUGCAGGCUGUGUCAUCCGUGCUUCGGGGUUGGUAACCCUGUGUAGCCCCUGCGUUGCAAACAGGGUGGGGCAGGGGUGUUGCUCCGUCCCAGACCUUAGCCGACUCAUUUUGGUGGUAAUCAUAUCAUCGCAUAUCUCAUAGUCUCUGUGAAAAUUAAUUAGAAAUGCACACUAAAAUGAUGGUACUAAUUUAUUAGUUUUUCCUGUGGUUCGUUAUUGUGCAUGAGUCAGUGUUACAAGUUAUACUAGGUUAGUUGUUUUGUUUUCUUGUGACUGCAAAAUUUUCAAAAUCAAGGUUUAUUCAGGUUGGGUAUUGAGGUUUUUCUUUGCCAUGCUUCUGGAAUCUGUGCAUAAUUGGUUAGUAGUUAUUUGUAGACCUUGGUUCUGUCUGCUGGAGACUGGCUGAGCGGAACCUGGUGUGUUAAACCCUGCUUCUCUGCGGAAACAUCCGGUAGUUUGUAGAGACCUCGUCAGGACGCCUCCCGCUGCGAUGUCAGUGCAGAGGAACAGCGUGCGUUCAGGGCUGUGAUUGGAGUAUUGUUGUAUGAGAAGUUCGAGUGUUAUCAUUGCCUUAUUUCUGCAGGGUUACUGGUUGUUUUUGUGCUUGUGAUGCCACGAAGCUCGCCCCGAGUUAACAUAAAAUGUUUAAAACACAAAUUUUUGGUGUUAAAUAUGAUUGAGGUGUCCCCUUUGAAUUUUAGAACGUUUCGUGUUUGCGUUGUUGGGUGCAGUGUGGGUGUGGAUGUUGGCUGGUGUGUUUGAAUUGUAUAUUUUUUUUUUAAUUACUAUGUUCCCAGUGAGUUAUUUUUUUUCUGCAGUUUAAGUUUUAGUGUAGCCUAGUUUUCCUCUGUAAGUGAAGAACAGUGCAUAUUAAUUAAUGUUGAAGGUGAAUAUGUAGAGUUCCACAACCACACUCGUAGCUCAAUGGAAAAUCAAAAGGAAAGCAUUUAAAAGUUUGUUUCAAGUAUACUUUGUGCUGCUCUCUUAUUUAAAACUAGUUGUCACAAUCACGUGUGUGUGUGUGUGGCCAAAUGUGAUGUUUGUCUUGAGUGGUUCUUGUAAUACAUGCAUUUUUUUAAAAAAAAUAUUUGUCUUGUUUUUUUUACUACUUCUUUUAAUAGUUUUAGACUAAGUUUUGUUAUUGAAGACUGCAAUAAUAAAUGAGUUUUUAUGUA